This is a messenger RNA of Rotaria sp. Silwood2, 1434 nucleotides long. The record is from the annotation of a GenBank genome assembly. Lineage: Eukaryota; Metazoa; Rotifera; Eurotatoria; Philodinida; Philodinidae.
AUGACCUCAUAUUUACGAAAGUAUGUAACUGCACUUGCAUCAGCAAAAGAUUAUAUAGCUCAAUGGUCAUCUGAUCAUGUUUUUGCUGAUGAAGAACUUAUUGUACCAUUUCCAACAUUAGCUAUAUAUGAUCCAAAUAAACGUAUUUGGACAGUACAUAUUAAAGCUUGGGUAUAUUUACCAUUGCAAACAAAAUCAUUAACAAGUUAUCUUCCGUCAUUGCCAAGUUUUUUAACUAGUAGUAAAAGUAAUGAAAAACAAAAUGAAGAAACAAAAACGAACGAAGAGAAAAUGGAAGAUUGUAUUAAUGUCAAUGAUGAAAAUAAAAGAACAAUAACAGUUUCGAAUGAAGAAAAUGAAAAGAAAAUAACUGAAGAAUCCGAAUCAACAACUGAUGAUAAAGUGGAUCAAGAUAAAAAAGAUGUAGCAGCUGUUGCUAGUAAAGAAAAUGAUCAAACAAAGAAUAAAGAUGGAUCCAGUGAUGAAGCAAACGAUUUCGCUGAUGAUUUGUAUGAAGAAGCUUUGCAAGAAGAAUUUGGUACACCUGAUGAAAAUCCUGGUCGAUUAGGUUUAUUUUUUGUUGGAAGUUCUGUUAAAAUUGUAACUAAAUCAAUUAUAAAUGGUGUUGAACAUUUGCUGCAACCAGCAGAUGAAAGUGGUUUUAUUGAAGAAAAUCUUGAACUUUCAGAUGAAGAAAUUCAAUCACUUUCUACAACAACUCAUUCCGAUUCGCAAGAUAGAAAAUUUGAAUAUCAAAUACAGAUUGAUCAAAGUAAAAAGACAGACAAAAGACAAAAAAAAGAUGAUAAUAAUAAAACAUUUCAAUGUACAAUUUACGUUCUUUCUCCUGAUGGUUUUAGUGUUAUAUCAGAUAUUGAUGAUACAAUUAAAGUUUCUGAUGUACUUAGUAAAAGAUUAUUGUUGAAACAUACUUUUUACAGUUAUUUUAAACCGAUUGAAGGUAUAAGUGAUCUUUAUCAAAAAUGGCAUGAACAAAAAUGUCAAUUUCAUUAUGUUAGUGCAAGUCCAUGGCAAUUGUAUCCUGCUCUUCGUUGUUUCUUGGCAAAAUAUAACUUUCCAAUAGGAACUAUGAAUUUGAGAAAGUUUACAUGGGAUUUGAAAUUUUUUAAGCCAGCCGAUACAUAUAAAAUUGAAACUAUUUCAGAAAUUAUUGAUGCUUAUCCACUAAGAAAAUAUAUUUGUGUUGGUGAUUCAGGUGAACUUGAUCCUGAAAUUUAUUCAAAAUUAUAUAUUAAAUAUCCUCAAUCAAUUGUCCAUAUAUUUAUUCGUGAUAUUUGUCGAACACCUGUAUGUUUACUAACAUGUGAAGAAAGAUAUAAAAAAGCAUUCGAAAAUAUACCAAAAGAACGUUGGACUAUAUUUAAACACGCCAAAGAAAUUGAAACAGAUAUUAAUAAAUUUCUUUCUGUGUAG